Molecule: messenger RNA, 390 nt
Organism: Apiotrichum porosum
Lineage: Eukaryota; Fungi; Basidiomycota; Tremellomycetes; Trichosporonales; Trichosporonaceae
Exons: 2
Coding region: 1-390 (129 amino acids)
Source: RefSeq, a predicted model, not a curated record
AUGGCUUCGCGUCUAUACCAGCUCGCCGCCUCCGCGCGCGCUAUCCCGCCCACGCCUUUCCGCUCUGGAGCCACCCAGCUGUCCGAUGCCAUGGACGCGAUCGUGUCGCGCUCGUUCAGCGUGCCUCCCAAGUCGUCGGAAGCGGCCCUCAACAAGCGUGCCGACACGCUCUCCACGACAGAGCAGGCAGCAGUCGACUCGGCCCUCGCUGCUGUCGAUCGCAUUAACGAGGCGUCGGCUCUCAAGACUUUCCCUUUGUCGGCUGCCAUGACCCACCCCGUUCAUGACCCGCACUACUACGACCGCAUGCGUGAUGGUGUCCACCGUUCGCAGCAGGGUAUCAGCCGUAGCUGGUGGAAGCGCUUCUUCCAGGUCCGCGGCGACGCUUAA